AUGGAUGAACUGUUCGGCAGCGACGGAGACAGCGACAAUGAGCCACAGAGAGCCCGAUCUGAUUCUGGUUCCGGGUCGGACUCCGAGCCGGAGAGGCCGCGUUCGGCCAGUGCAGCCUCAGGCAGCGGCAGUGACCGAGAGCGGGACGAGGAUGAUGAGGAAGGACAGGGGAAGGCUAGUAUGAACAAGGAGUUGUUUGGAGACGACAGUGAAGACGAGCGCCACAGUCACCGCAGCGGCAGCGACCGGUCCGAGCGAUCGGGCAACCAAUCAGACGCCAGCGUUCACUCUGACCAGGGCGAGCACUCUGACGCAGAGCAGCACAGCGGCUCAGAGAGGGGCUCUGGGAGGGGCUCAGAGAGGGGGUCCGACAGAGGGUCCGACAGAGGGUCCGACAGAGGGUCCGAGAGGGGGUCUGACAGGGGCUCUGAAAGAAGCCACCAUGACGAGGAUGAAGAUGAGGAAGGGCACCGGUCUGACGUGGGUAGUCCUGGGGGGACUCCUGGGGCGAGUCCGGCCGGUAGUGCAGCGUCCAGAGGGUCCGUGGGGUCCAGAGGAUCUCGAGGAACGAUGGGGUCCAGAGCGUCCAGAGGGAGUCUGCGGUCCGACAGGGGCAGUCCCAGGUCAGACAGAAGUGCCCACAGUGAUGCAGGCACCCCUCAGUCCGGCCCCGGGACCCCUGCCCUCUCUGACGCAGAGGGCUCUGGCCACGAGAACCACUCAGAUGAUGAGAAAUGGGGGCGUGGUAUGAAGAGCGACCAAUCAGAAGAUGAGGGGAAGCGCAGAUACUCUGACGAAGAACCGGAAAAUUCAGACGACGAUCGCCCCAGGAACCGGAAGCCCGAGUCAGCGAAAGGCAGCGACAGUGAAGAUGAUUUCCUCCGGCAGAAAUCCAAACCAAAAGCGGCUUCAGACUCCGAUUCAGACAGCGACAUCGGCUCAAAGAAACCCAAAAAAGCGGCUGCAGACGACCUCUUUGGAGAGGCUGAUGACAUCUCUUCAGACAGUGAUGCAGACAAGCCCCCCACGCCAGGACAGCCCAUGGACGGGGAGGAGGGAAUGGAGGGAGAGCACGCGGAGGAGGAGCCUGUGCCCGAGACCCGAAUCGAGGUGGAAAUCCCCAAAGUCAGCACUGACCUGGGAUCAGAUCUGUACUUUGUCAAACUGCCCAACUUCUUAUCAGUGGAGCCGAGGCCGUUUGACCCUCAGUAUUAUGAGGACGAGUUUGAAGACGAAGAGAUGUUGGAUGAAGAGGGCCGAACCAGGCUCAAAUUAAAAGUUGAAAACACAAUCCGGUGGAGAGUGAAGAGGGACGAAGAGGGCCUUGAGACCAGAGAGAGUAAUGCUCGCAUCGUCAAGUGGUCAGACGGCAGUAUGUCGCUGCACUUGGGAAACGAGGUGUUUGACGUGUACAAAGCGCCGCUGCAGGGAGACCACAACCAUCUGUUCAUCCGACAGGGCACCGGGCUGCAGGGGCAGGCCGUGUUCAAGACCAAACUCACUUUCAGGCCCCACUCCACGGACAGUGCCACCCACAGGAAGAUGACCCUGUCUCUGGCCGACCGCUGCUCCAAGACCCAGAAAAUCCGGAUCCUCCCGAUGGCCGGACGAGAUCCUGAGUCUCAGCGAAACGAGAUGAUCAAGAAAGAGGAGGAGCGUCUGCGUGCGUCAAUCCGCAGAGAGUCCCAGCAGCGGCGGGUCCGGGAGAAGCAGCACCAGCGCGGCCUGAGCACCGGCUACCUGGAGCCCGAUCGCUAUGACGACGACGAGGAGGCGGAGGAGGCCAUCAGUCUGGCCGCCAUCAAGAGCAAGUACAAGGGCGGAGGCGGGCUCAGAGAGGAGCGUGCCAGAAUCUACUCCUCCGACAGCGAUGAAGGCUCUGAUGACGAGAAGGCCCAGCGUCUGAUGAAAGCAAAGAAACUCGACAGUGACGAGGAGGGAGAAGGAUCCGAGAAGAGGAAGGCGGAAUCCGACGAGGAAUUCUCUGCAAAGAAGAAAAAAUAUGUGAUGAGCGAUGAAGAGGAGGAGGAGGAAGAAGAAGAGAGAGAAGAGAGAGAAGAGGGAGAGGAGAGGGAGGAGAGGGAGGAGAGGGAGGAGAGGGAGGAGAGAGAGGAGGGAGAGGAGGGAGAGGAGAGAGAGGAGAGAGAGGAGGGAGAGGAAGGAGAAGUGGACGAUGAAGAUGAUGAAUAG
Molecule: messenger RNA, 2190 nt
Organism: Knipowitschia caucasica
Lineage: Eukaryota; Metazoa; Chordata; Actinopteri; Gobiiformes; Gobiidae
Source: the annotation of a GenBank genome assembly